AUGUUAUUUUUAGUGCUCCUGACCAUAUUAGUCCAUUACAUAUGUUCGUCUCCUUUGAGUGAUGCUGAGGCUGAAAGAACGCUGAUCUACCAUGACAGCCCUGAUACCUUUGAGAAUCGCAAAAUUGUGAAAUUUCUACUGCAAUCGCUUCGUAAGCGAAGUCGUAGAAUACAUCUUGGAAGAGGCAUCACUCGUGAAAGGCCACCGGAAAUGCCCGAUCUUGGUCCGAAAAAUAAUAUCUCUGCUCCAUCAAUCUCGGAAGCCAACAAAGAUGUUGCUGAUUGGAUGUUUCAAGGAGAUAUCUUGCUUACUCCACUCCAAGCUAGCUUACUAGUCAGUGAGCAGGACAAAGAAGAAGAGAAUCAGUCUGAAAAUGGCACAGUCCGAGUCAAAAGAGCAUGUGAAACAAAUUCAGCUUUGUACUGGAGUCCAAAAGUCUACAUUAAUUAUACCAUAGAUAGCUCUUUAGCUACAACUACAGCUAGUCUCAUUCGACAAGCAGUCCAGUUUUGGCAGUCCAAUACUUGCUUAAAUUUCAGGGAAAACGCAAGUGGAAAUCAUCGUUUGCGAUUUUAUAAGGGCAGCGGUUGCUGGUCGUAUAUCGGAAAACAGACUUGGAGCAGUCAAGACAUUUCUAUUGGGAGCGGCUGCGAAACUAUGGGAAUUGUAGCACACGAAAUGGGACAUGCUUUGGGAUUUUACCAUACACAGUCGCGUUACGAUCGCGACGAUUGGGUCCGAGUCUACCUCAACAAUGUGGCCUCAAACCAGCAAUAUAAUUUUGAUAAGAUGACACCUGCGAGGGAAACUCACUUUGGACAAGCUUAUGAUUACGGUAGCGUCAUGCAGUAUGGCCCAUAUGCAUUUGCUAUCGAUUACAAUCAGUACACCCUGACAGCAGUAAAAACUGAGUAUCAAAACGCUAUGGGACAACGAGAAGCUCCCGCUUUUUCAGAUAUUCGAAUGAUGAAUUGGCUCUACAAUUGCUCGAGUUAUUGCGUCAACACACCCGUGCCUCCUUGCCGUAAACCCGGAUAUGCGGAUCCAAGAAAUUGCGGUACCUGUAAAUGCCCUCGUGUCUUCAGUGGACAGUAUUGUCAGAACCUUCCAACUGGUACAGCAGCAAACUGUAAUGGAGCUGUUGUACAGGCCACCUCCACAUCAUGGGCGACAUUGCGUGGCGUUGCUGGCACUGCAAAUAGUUACACUACUACGUCUACAAAAGACUGUUACUGGCAUAUUCAGGCUGAAAAAACAUUAAUUUACCAUGACAGCCCAGACACUUUUGAGAAUCGCAAAAUUGUGAAAUUUCUACUGCAAUCGCUCCGUAAGCGAAGUCGUAGAAUACAUCUUGGACGAGGCAUCACUCGUGAAAGGCCACCGGAAAUGCCCGAUCUGGGUCCGAAGAAUAACAUCUCUGCUCCAUCAAUCUCGGAAGCCAAAAGAUGUUGCCGAUUGGAUGUUUCAAGGAGAUAUCUUGCUUACUCCGCUCCAGGCUCGCUUACUAGUCAGUGA
Molecule: messenger RNA, 1515 nt
Organism: Cylicocyclus nassatus
Lineage: Eukaryota; Metazoa; Nematoda; Chromadorea; Rhabditida; Strongylidae
Source: the annotation of a GenBank genome assembly